UUUGCAGGUUGCUUUCUCAUUCCCUAUUUGAUUUGUUUGGUCGUGGCUGGUGUACCCGUUUUAGUGAUGGAGAUUGGUCUGGGACAAUACAUGAGUCAGGGUGGAAUCACGGCUUGGAAAAUCUGUCCAAUUUUCCAGGGUGAGAACAAUGCAAAUUAAAUCUCGUGAACGAAAAGAUUUGCUCGGAUAACGAAAAGUAAAAAGUAUCUUGAGUUCUUUUUUUUUUUUUUAACAAACCAAGCCGAAAAUUAUUCCCUGGGAAUAAUUUAUCUUAAAUAUUUUUACAAAUAUUCGCUAACCGAGCCUUUAAUGGCUUGUUCACAUGCCAAGCACUUCAAUGUAAGGCUAGCUGUCCUCUAAUAUCACCUGGAUGGAUCAGAUUGACUAUGCUUAGACAAGAACAAUUCAGUAGUGGUGGUCUUUAAACAGAAUUGCAAAUUCGUCUUUACGUUUUUGUGUGCCUCCUUUUCUAAAUUUUUUUUAAUUAUGUCGACAUUGGUUGGAGGAACAAGGACAAUGCUGUGCUCGAGAACAAUUUAAAUUUUCUAUAAAACAAGCUGCUAAAAUUAUAUUAAUACCGUUCUUUCCUUUCAUCCCGGCUACCGAUGAGCUCGAAGCUUUAGACUGUCUUUACCAGUCCAGCACAAGGUUUACCGCUACUGUUAUGAGAUCUCUACCCACGGUACCAAUCACAAUCAGUUAAAGAUUAUUAAUCAAUUUAGCUUUUAGGUUUAACAAUCUUUUGAUGGCUUUUUAUCGUUUGUUUUGUCAUUUUUUUAUUGUUAAUGUUUAAAGCCGUGACUGUAAAAAAGAUUGAAUUGUUAUUUGUUACCAUCGUUGAUUCUGUCUUAUUUUGAAUUGUAAGAUUUUCCAGGACCUCUUUGAAAAUCACAUUAACGAAUUAGCCUCUUGGUUAAACAUUAAUUAACAUUAAUGAAUUAUUAUUACUAUUAUUAUAAUUAUGAUUUUUAUUACCAUUAGGAACACAUUUAUAUAGUUAUGAGAGUUUGGUACUGACAUACCCGCACAUGUUACCGUGGUUAUACUCUUAACAAACGCACUACUUAACCAUACUAUAUGCUACCUUUUGAUUUUUGAAUUGUUAUAGUUAUAUCAACAAACACGUCAAAUUAACUUACUAAUUAUAAAGUUUUUUUUUUCUCUUAUCAGGAAUCGGCUAUGCCGGUAUACUUGUGAUGCAGUACAUCAACAUUUACUACACCGUGAUUCUUGGCUGGGCUUUAUUUUACAUGUUUGCUUCAUUCCAGUCGACUCUUCCAUGGUCUCGAUGUGGUAAUGAGUGGAACACGCCAAACUGUGUGGAUUACACUAGUGAAAGUCAACCCGCAACUGAAAUAAAUGACACCAUUAAGAACCUCACCAUUCUUGCCAACCAAACCAUUGCAAAUGGUUCAAAAACAAUAUCAGCAAGCCAGGAAUACUGGGAGUAAGCGAAGUCAAUUAUUAAACUGUUUGUAAUGACAAAGUAUGGCUGGUGCCACAUAUAUAUAAAGUUUGUAGUAUUAGGAGUCAAACAUUUCUUUCUUGACAUAUACAGAUGUCUAUCAAGUUCUUGUCAUGUUGUUGACUCCGUUUUGAGUACUUCUGAUUAACGUUCGAUUUUCAGCAGACCAUUUGUGACAGGGAAAACCUGCAAUUAGCAUUAUUUAAUUUAUUUAUUGUGAUUUGUUUUACCUGACCAAGAAAGCUGUCAUUCAGGGUAUCUCUCUCCAGCUAGUCGAUUUCCGAACCUGCUCUCAGAGGCUUGUUAGCUGCGCCGGUAUCGCAGAGGUCAAAGGUUCGAAUCCUGUACAAGCGUGAAUCCUUCCAGGUUUUUUUUUCGAAACUGCAAAAAUUAUUUUAAAUCUUUUCUUUCUCUCAGGAACAGAGUGUUACGCGUUUCUAAUGGUUUAGACGAACCAGGACCAGUGAACUGGGAUCUAGCCUUAUGCCUGUUGUUGGCCUGGAUUAUCUGCUAUCUAUGCGUUUGUAAAGGGGUCAAGUCAAGUGGAAAGGUGAGCAAGCAGUCACAAGGCUGCAAACUUGCUGCCCGGUGGAUGGAAUAAGAAUGCAAUGGACCCCUCUUUGGUUUUCAUUUCAACGCAACAUUACUGAUGUUUCAACGUACGGUUUCUGCAAGUGCAUUCUCCUGUUUUUCUGAACUAAAGUACUAUGUCUCUGUGUUUGUCAAUAUUUUUUCAAAAAUGGUCAUAUUUGCGAACCGCUGACUUCAAACCGAGGGUAGUCCGACUGAGGGGGUGCGGGAGGCACAAGGUUGAAUUUGCACGUUUGUAAGUAACAUCUAUAACAUUAAAGAACUGAAAUUUUCUUAUGAGGAUACAUGACAAGGUUUUAACAGUAAUAUAGGACUUUGGAAUUCUCAUAAGUUGCCAGAAAGUUGCUCCAAAUAGCAAAAGUUGCAAAACGUUGCUAAGCAACUUCUGACUGAGGUCGACUCCAGGACUUUAAGACUCUUGAGGUUGGCCUUGCCGUUGCCUUUUUUUCUCGUAGACAAGAAUCUCACUCUUAGUUAAUGACCUCGUUCUGUUUUGCAGGUUGUGUACUUUACUGCAACAGCUCCAUAUGUUUUACUGACAAUAAUCUUGAUCCGAGGCGUUACCCUGCCAGGAGCUGGUGAGGGAAUAAAGUUUUAUCUCACACCUGACCUUUCAAGGCUCAAGGAUGGCCAGGUAACUACCUUCAAUGUUAUUGGUUUGAACCGAUUGAAUGAGCAUUUCGUUUUCUUCAAUGUGAUCGUUUGCAUCUUGGGGCUCCAGAAUAGACCUUUUUAGCUUGCAUGUUUUGUUUUCCCAUUUCAGACAACAUAAUGGUACCCCAGAGAACUGUUUCUUUCAAAUGUCGUCAUAUGCACGUGCAUGCACGUGCAUAUGUAUGCGUAAUCAAUGAAAAGACAAAAGGAAAAUUCCCUGGAGAGCACCACGCGGUCUGAAUUGGGAAAACAAAACAUGCAAGUUAAAAAGGUCUAUUAUGGCUAUGAACUAUGAGUUUUAGAAAAAAAUCGGAAUUAGCCAUCGUAAGUUGAAAGAUGUCGACGAGAUCCCUCAUAUGUAACGAGAAGGCGUUACCAUCCUUUUAGAUAAGAAAGAGAAACGCAAAUUCUCUACUUAUGUAUAAGCCAUAAAACGUGUUUGGGGGCACCUAUUGCUAUGAUGGUACUAAAAUGGGCAAGGCCAAGAAUGCUGCUUGUUCGCUUCUGUUACCCCCGAUCGCCAAUCUUAACCUUUUAAAGAUGACUUUUCUACUAGGUUUCUCUCAAUGUUUUCCCUUUAAGUGAGACUCGCGAGUUUGACGAAUAUAGCACUUUUGUAACCUGCUUGCUUGUCAGGUCUGGAUUGAUGCUGGUACUCAAGUAUUUUUCUCGUAUUCCAUUGGAAUGGGAAGCAUGACAGCAUUAGGAAGCUACAACAAGUUCAAGAACAACUUCUACAGGUACACAAGUACUUCGUAACAAUAAAGCAUACGCACGAGUACUACUUUUACUUUUUUCGGGUUAAUUUGCCAUAGCCCCAUUCGAUAUAUUAAAAUUCUAACAUGACUCCGAGGCUUUCUGGUCAUUUUUCUGUAUUUGGUUUGGUUUUCUUUGUGCUCAAGUUUCUUCUAGGAAUUGUGAGACAAACGAGUCGAGACGACGGAGUCAUCUCCAUUCUAUGUUUCACUCGUUUCACUGUUAAGAUGAACUCAACAAAUUGGCCUGCUCCCAAUGUAUGAGUUCUCAUAACUCAGUUGGUAGAGCACUGCAGCGCUAACGCAGCGGCCACGAGUUCGAAUCCCGCUGAACCUUCAGUGAAUCUAAACAACCGUGUUUCCCCCGGCGCUGUACCAUAGGGGAAGAUCAAAGAAAACAAACUUGUUAACUUAGGGUCUGUUUUCAUGAAGGUGCCUGACCUCAGAUAGGUGAGGUAACGUGUGGCGGGUCAUCUCACCUAUCAUGUAAACGUGAUCAAAUUAAAAUGAGAGAUUAUAUGGACAGGCGGGUUACCCCACCUAAGCGGGUUACCUCACCUACCUAGGGUCCCCCACCUCCAUGUAAACAAGCCCUCAGAGGUCCUUUUCGGGUAAGUCUGGUUGGAAGCAUGUUUUUCGUUUAUUUCCGUUAAAUAUCUAGCCAAGAUUUCAUUUAAUCAAAAAAUGACUCCAUUAAGUUGGAGGUCCUUGGUUUAAUCGUUUUUGCAGAAAUUUAAGACGAUUUUUCGUUUUUUUUUUAAUUUACAAAAAAUUAAGGGUGGACGUUUAAAAUGUUGGAAAAGUAAAAGAUAUUGGAGUUUAGGGUUGUUAAAAAUUAAAAUAAGAUGUGAAUAAAUAGUAGACAAAUAUCAGAUAGUUUGUAUAGCUUUCCUACCCUCAUUUAAUUCCUCCCAAAUCAACAUCAUUUCCCAUAAAAAACAACGAUCAGGCUCCCUUAAGGUCUGUUUCUUCUUACAAGGGGACUAUGCUAUUGGCAAAUGGUAUUUCAGCAGAGUACUCCUCAGUUGGCUUCUGACACUCUAAAGACUGUGUUUCGCUCUUGUGUAGGGAUUCCAUAAUCUUCGCGGUUUUCAAUAGCGGAACAAGUUUCUAUGGAGGCUUUCUGAUCUUCUCUGUGUUGGGAUUUAUGGCCAAGAAACAAGGAGUAGAUAUAGAAGACGUUGCCAAGUCAGGUGAGAAAAUGUUUCAAGGUAAACAAAGUUAAAAGGCUCCAUUGACAGUUCCAUGUCUUUCUUUCCCUCUAUAGGCCCUGGCCUUGCUUUUAUAGUUUAUCCUGAAGCAGUUGCCCAGAUGCCAUUAGCUCCACUGUGGUCCGUGUUGUUUUUCUUCACGUUGCUGUUGCUUGGUAUGGAUAGCGAGGUAAAAGACUUAACAAAGCCGGUUUUAGCUGUAUUAAAGUACAUAAAUUUUGUAACGGCUGUGUAUGUAUUUGUUUGAGGGACGCCUGUUAAAACCCCGCUAUAAUGAGACUGGGACUUAUUGAACUACUAUCUGGAAGAGGGUUUGAAAAACACCGAAAAGUUACCUGAUCGCAGAACACCUAUAAGUGGGAAGGUUCAUAAUUUUAGUCCUUACAACGAUGAUCACGUCAUUGAACUAUGAUUUUUUUUAACAAAAUCAGUCGGCCUUAUCUCCUUCAUACUUCUUUUAUUGGUCAAAUCGAGGGGACCUAAAAACCUAACAGAGCUGUUCGAAAAGAAUAGGGAAGUCUCCCCGCUGGUGUGAUCUAACUUGCACAUAUCAUUCAUAUCAUGGGCUGGGUUGGGUUACAGUGAGUUCAUAAAUUGACUGAAAGCGGUUGGUAGUGGCGCCCUUGACGUCCGAGAUUAAGACAUGUUAAUGACAUAAUGUUAAUAGGACGCGUCUGUUUUUCUCUAAUCUAUUUCAUUUCAUUUCUUUUAUUAGAAAUACCUAUUAACGUCUCACUUUUUCAGUUUGUAGCGAUAGAGGGCGUGGUGACGGCCGUGGUUGACUUGUUUCCUCGCUUCUUAAGACGCGGUUACCGCAAGGAACUCUUUACAGCUUUUGUAUGCAUAAUCUGGUUCCUUAUUGGUCUCUCCAUGGUUACUGAGGUAAGUAUUUUGACUUAUAGCGAUAGUCUCCUUUGUCAAAUAUUGACCUCUGCAGUUUUAGAACAAUGUGCAGAAGCAGGUUACCAGCAAAUCAUUGUAAAAAAAAAAUAAUAAAAAAAUUAGUAAAUUGCUUUUUUACCCACGAAGCUCUUAAGAGUUCAUAUGAACUCGUUUAAACGUGUCUGUGCGUUUCUGGUCUAAUUGGAAUUUGGAAGUGUUGGUGUUUGAGGAGAGGGAAGAUCUUAUCUACUAAAGAUCGAUCCUAUCAGCCUUCGUGUUACGAAGUCCAUCGCUAUAAAAGAGCGUUUUCACUUACAUGGCCAGCAUCUAUGCUAAUUUAGUGGGUAAACUCAUCGGUAACGUUUACAAUAUUAAAAUUUAUGCAUUAAAUUAGUCCUUGUUUUGAUUUUGUAUAGAUAUUAAAUGACCAAACAUGUUGAAUUAUUUUAUCAGGGUGGAAUGUACGUGUUCCAGUUAUUUGACGCAUACUCAGGAAGUGGUUCAGUUCUUUUAUUGGUGGUAACCUGUGAAUGUUUAGCCAUUGGAUGGGUUUAUGGUAAAGUGAAUGGCUCAAUUUAGAUAUCUGGGAAACUGCCCACCUACCCCUCCCCUAAGCUAACAUUAACACUCACUUCUCACUUAGGGCAAAAUGAUGGCUUAGGGGAGGGGUAGGUAGGCAGUUUCCCGGAAACCUAAAUUGAUCCUGUUCAACCAUCUCAGUACUAAAAUAUUUAUUUCAAAUAGAAAUCAACAAAACAGAGAGAGAAAAGGGCUGCAAAAAAUUUCCUUUUCAUCCUUGAAAAAAAUGAAAGUCUAGCAACGUUCGGUUGUGCUGGUUUUAAUCUUGAUAAAUUCAAAUGAAAAUCAUAUUUCUUUCAUUUUCUACUUGGUGAUCUGACAAAACCAUAACUAGUACAAAUCAUGUUAUUCACAAGCAAGACCUUCUAGACAGGUUUCUUUUCUCAGUUUUUGUACGAAGAGGAAUGGUCAGCAUUACGGAGCGACUGUUCGAACCAGGACACUUGGAAGAAGAUUAUCCAAUCACAGUGUUUUAUUGAAAACAAACGAUUCUCACGGUUUUUUUGCUAACGAACCAAAAACAUAAAUUUCAAGCCUGUUUCCUGCGACGUCAGGUAUUUUCAAACGAGUUGAACCUUGAAUUUUACUGGUCCUUUUGCAAAAAAAAAAAAAACUUGAGAAUCUUUCUUUUGUUUCAAAAAGCAUUGUGAUUGGGUAAUUUUCAUCUAAUUGCCCCGGUUCGAGUUGUCACACUGUAAAUAUAUACCGUGUGCCUGUAUGGGUAGUAGGGAAGGUAAUAUUGUAUUGAAAAAUUUCACAAGGAAAACUCAUCACCCAAGGAAAAACCCAUCCAAGCAACUUAGUACAUCACGGCCUAGUUUAAGUUCUCCCCAGAGUCAAAUACUUAAUCACUCUCGUUUAUCCCAUUUUUUAAUGAAUACUGUUGCUUUAAUGCUUUUUACUUGAAGUUUCAUUACUUUAACCGGAUUUAACGGAAACUGGCAUGAACCAGCCCCUGAAAGUUGAAUGAAUGAUAUUCAUCAUUGUGUUUUUUUUAAUUCUUUUAAUUAACAGGCCGACGCCGUUUCUAUGACAACUUUGAAAGCAUGCUUGGAUUUCGUAUCAAUCCCUGGAUUGGCUGGUGUUGGUGUUUUCUUGCACCGAUAUUUUGCAUGGUAAGAGUGCCAUCGCCAUUCAGAAUUAAACGUAUGCCGUGUGCCUGUAUAAACAUAACACCCAACUAUUUAACUUCCCAAUGGAGAAGACGGGCUACGUAUUUUACGACACUCUUCGCAAAGCAAGCUUAUCAGUUGCCUGGAAACCAACAAUGCGAUGACGUCAAGGCGAAUACCAACCAAACUCGAUAGAGUUUUAGCAAAGAGAUUCACAGGCGGUGCACCUACGAGCUUCGCGCUUGACCAGAUUAGAGGCUUCGCGCCUCGCUCCCCUCAUUAUUGUUAUUAUUAUUAUUAUUAUCACUAUAAAAAGGUCGCCACUUUAUUCUACCAUUUUUUAUACUUAGCAAUAGUGGGGAUUUUUCGUGAUGAUGAGGAAAACAUUGUUGGUUCUUUUGUGUGUUUUGGCAUGGUUAUUGUUCAGAGUCUUUCAGUCUUUUGCAUUCUGAGCUCAUUUGAUGAUCGCAUGCAGGUCCGCAAUACCAAGAAACAAACCAAAAUGGCCCUAAUCAUUCCAAAAUCGGAGAAAAUACUGAUUUAAAUCGAUCUCGAGUGGAAAUAUCAAUAAAACUGAAAAAAUAAUUUAUUUAAUCAGUAUAAUUAAGAGAAGAGUGUUGCGUAGUUGAGAAUAAAGACUAUCUGUGCUCAAUUUCUUUUUUAUUACCUCGUAGUUCAUCUUCCUCUUCAACCUUGUGACCUAUUCUCCACUUUCGUACGGAAGCUACAAAUAUCCAGGCUGGGGACAGGCGAUUGGAUGGAUUCUCACUGCGUCUUCGUUGUCUUUAAUUCCAGCUGUCCUCAUAUACAAACUCCUGAAUACCACUGGAACUAUCAGGGAGGUAACAACAAACAAACUAAACUUAAUCAAAGAUAUU
This is a messenger RNA of Porites evermanni, 8127 nucleotides long. The record is from the annotation of a GenBank genome assembly. Lineage: Eukaryota; Metazoa; Cnidaria; Anthozoa; Scleractinia; Poritidae.